Molecule: messenger RNA, 734 nt
Organism: Coffea arabica (coffee)
Lineage: Eukaryota; Viridiplantae; Streptophyta; Magnoliopsida; Gentianales; Rubiaceae
Product: probable calcium-binding protein CML44
Molecular function (GO): calcium ion binding
Source: RefSeq, a predicted model, not a curated record
UGUUCAACCUUAGACUACAGAUAUAUACCGUUUGGACAUUCGAGCAUUCAUCAUCUUGAGCAACAAGAAUAUUUGAAGCAUUUCUCUUGGCAGCAGAAAGUUGUAAAUCCAAACAUCCACAAACAUUUUUCUCCUGCUAUAACUCCUGAUUUCAUGUCAUCCCUGAGUGCCAAUGACCUCCACAAGAUUUUCACAAAACUGGAUAAAAAUGGCGAUGGGCUAAUGAGCAUUGAUCAAGUCAAGUGGCUAUUAGAGAGAAUUGGAUUCCACACUACCCUUGAGGAGCUGCAAAGACUGGUUGGACCAACAACAAGUCUUGAUUCAAUUGAUUUUUUCAUCUUCUAUGAUAUUGUUGUCAAGAGCAACAUUGGCAGAAGCAAUCAAACAAACAGCUUUGAUGGAGAUCUAGCUGAAGCUUUCAAGGUGUUUGACUUAAAUGGAGAUGGAUUCAUCUCUUGUGAGGAAUUGCAGAAGGUUUUGUCAAGAUUUGGACUGUGGGAUGAGCGUGAAGGCCGGGAUUGUAAGAGCAUGAUUAACAUUUUUGAUACAAACUCGGAUGGAUUGCUUGAUUUUGAGGAGUUCAGGACUAUGAUGGUUUCCAGUUCUUGAUGAUCAGAAAAUUAGUUAGUAAUUGUUUCUUCCUACCGCUAAAGAAAUCUUAUCAUUUCAUUCUAUGCAUGCGUACAUAAAUGAUUGUGAUUUUGAGAUGAAUCUCAUUGCAUUAAGAUUUAAUG